UCGCACAGAAUUUGUAGAAAAUCAAGUCAUUGCCGUGUCAAAAGCGUUUGCUUAUGCAAAUAUUUCACACAAUAUUGCUAUAUUCAAACCAAAAAAAAAAAAUCUCAUUACCAAAAUAAUACUUCCUUCGUUUCUCUGGAUUUUCUUUUCUGGAGGAAAUUUGACAUUUUCCGAGGGAAGAAAUUUUUGAGCUGUUUGUUUGGCAAGAAAAAGAGAAAAGUAGAUAUGAGAGGCGCAAAUGGAGAAUCCAGAGCUAUGAAUAACACUUUGGAGACCAUACAUGCUGCUGCUAACGCGAUCGCUUCAGCUGAGAAUCGUGUUCCACAAGCUACGGUUCAGAAGAGAAGAUGGGGUAGUUUCUGGAGCAUAUAUUGGUGUUUUGGAUCUUACAAACAAAAAAAGCAAAUUGGGCCCGCUCUUCUUGUUUCUGAAAUGAGUGCUUCCGGUGCUAACGUGCCUACUGCUGAAAACCCAACCCAAGCCCCUGUCAUGGGACUUCCCUUUGCUGCACCACCCUCCUCUCCUGCAUCUUUCCUUCCAUCUGAACCCCCCUCUGCUACACAGUCUCCAGUUGGUUUAGUGUCUCUCACCUCUAUUUCUGCUAGUAUGUAUUCUCCAGGGCCUGCUUCUAUUUUUGCAAUUGGCCCUUAUGCUCAUGAAACUCAGUUAGUUUCACCACCUGUUUUCUCGACCUUUACUACCGAACCUUCAACUGCUCCCUUUACUCCUCCUCCUGAGUCAGUGCACUUGACUACACCUUCCUCACCUGAGGUGCCAUUUGCUCAGUUGCUUGGCCCCAACCUCCAGUAUGGAGAGGCUGGACAGAGAUUCCCAAUAUCCCACUAUGAAUUUCAGUCUUAUCAACUUCAUCCUGGAAGCCCUGUUGGCCAACUGAUUUCCCCAAGCUCAGGCAUCUCAGGUUCUGGCACCUCAUCUCCUUUCCCUGAUGGUGAGUUUGCUGCUUCUCUACUCUCUCCUGAGUUUCGAAUGGGUGACCCUCCCAAGCUCUUGAACCUAGAUAAGCUUUCCAGACGUGAAUGGGGAUCACAUCAUGGUUCUGGCACUUUAACCCCAGAUGCUACAAGGUCCACACCUCACAACGGUUUUCUUCUGGAUCAUCAAGUCUCUGAGAUUGCGUCACAUCUGCAUGUGGAUAGAGGAAAGCAAACUGGUCAGGUUGCAGUUAAUCAUAGAGUUUCAUUUGAGUUGAAUACUGAAGAAAAUAUAAGAUGUGUGGAAACGGAGACAGCAACACUUUCACAAGCUGUGUCUGGAUCUCUACAGAAUGAAACAACAAGAGAGAAGGUAGAAAGCGCUACUAAGGUGGUGGAUGAUUAUGAAUGUCGUGUUGGUGAGACAUCCAAUGAAAGACCGGAGAAAGCUCCUGCGGAUUGGGAAGGCAAACCACAGCACCAUAAGAAUCAAUCCAUUACACUUGGGUCAGCUAAAGAAUUCAAAUUUGACAAUGUUGAUGGAGGUGAUGCCCAUAAGCCUAUUGUUAGUUCCGAUUGGUGGGCCAAUGAGAAGGUAGCUGGAAAGGACGAUGGUGUACCGAGUAAUUGGUCCUUUUUCCCCAUGAUGCAGCCAGGUGUAAGCUAACUGGGAAUCGUUUUAGCAGAUGCCUUCUUAUUUCCAUUAUCAUUUUAGGAAUUUAGGUGUGGCUUUGGGGAUUCAAACAAUUUGGUAACAGCAACAGAGCGCAAUUAUUCAGUCAAAUUAUAGAUAAUUUUAGGGUUUUGACUCAGAUUGUGACUAAUAAAAGGGUCUUAUAGGAAUGUUUCUCUUGUUUAAAUAUGUAUUAUAUUUCACUAAUUUAGGCAGAUAGAUAUAAAAAGUCUUUGAUUUGAGCUCUCAUAUUGAAGAUAUUAAUAAUAGAAUAGUGGAUGACAAUAAUAGUAAUAGCAUUGCAGUUAAAGAAGGAAACAAAUAUAUGUCUACUUAAAGAUGUUUUACUGUUAUAAUGGGAUAAAUGGAGUUAGUUUUGAACUAAUGUAAGGUGAUAUUCACGAAAUUGAUGUCAUAUUAAUGCUAGCAUAUAAUCUGUUCAUUUGUUUCUCCAUGUAACCCUUGCUUUGGUUCACUCUGGAGGCAUAAUUUGGGCAGACUAUGAAGUACAAAAAAUAUUGUUAUUUCUAACCCUAUUUCUUGCUUAAGUUUAAGACAUGUUGGGAGGUUUUUUUGAAACCAAUGAAAAGUUGCAGCUGGAAAUUAGAACCAGUUGCUAACUUGUGCUGUUACACGAGGAUGAAAUGAAUGAUCCAUAAAGCAAAGGUUGAGACGAAAGUUCUGCGAAGCCAGUGUGGGCUGAUGGCCUGUUUGGAGUCCGCACUAACCCAGACGCCAUCUUGGAUUUCAGUAACCAAUAUUUGGUAUCUUACGCUAGUGAAUAUAUAUUGCUUGCAAAUAUUCGAGUGACCUUGCUGACCCGUAGGACUAACAUGAUUUGAACAAAAUUUUUGACAGGAUUUGAGCAUAGGUCCUACCAGAG
This is a messenger RNA of Durio zibethinus, 2488 nucleotides long. RefSeq lists its product as uncharacterized. NCBI's taxonomy places the organism in Eukaryota, Viridiplantae, Streptophyta, Magnoliopsida, Malvales, Malvaceae. The record is from RefSeq and is a predicted model, not a curated record.